GUCAAGGAGGAAUGGCCAAAAUUUACCGGGCAAUCGAAAAGGCAACUGGGCGGAUCGUAGCGAUUAAACUGCUCCGACCCGACAACAAAGAUUCGCACCGCAACCAGCGUCGGUUUCGUUCCGAAAUUCAAGCCAUCAAAGCGAUCCGUUCGCCCUACGUAGUCUCGGCUUUUGAUUUUGCUUGGGACGACAAAGUUCAGUACAUUGCCAUGGAGUACAUCGACGGCAGUAUUUUAAAGGAGUACAUCGGUCGCCGGGGCAAUUUAACCGUCGACGAAGCGGUCGAAUUCGCUAAGCAAAUCGCGCUUGGACUGCACGAAAUGCACCAGGCCGGCAUCAUCCACCGCGACAUCAAAGCCUCCAACAUCAUGAUCACCGACCACGGUCAAGUCAAAAUCAUUGACCUUGGCAUCGCAUUGCACGACGAAACUGACCGGGUGACCCAGACCGAUAACAUCAUCGGUUCGGUUCAGUACUUAGCGCCCGAACUGCUCGAAAAAGAAGAAGCAAACGCGCAAACCGAUAUUUACGCGCUCGGCAUUUUGCUCUACGAAAUGCUAAUCGGCGACGUCCCUUUUAAAGAAAAAACCGGUCUUGACACGGCGCGAAAACACCAAACUUCAACCGUGCCCCACGUUAACAAAAUCUUUAAAAACAUCCCCCAAGCCGUGGCCAACGUGGUCAUUCGCUCAACCGCUAAAAAACCCCAACAGCGCUACUCAAGUGCUUACAAACUUUACGAAGACCUUGACACUUGUCUGAGCGACAAACGUCUUUACGAACCAGUUUACCAACUGAGCGAUAGACUGCGUAAAACGUGGGUUGAAAAAAUUAACUCCUCGGCCUUUUGGUUAGUGGUCGGGUUAGUUACGAUCGUCAUUUUAAUCGCCAUCGUGAUCACUUUAAUCGUGGUUAAGUAG
Messenger RNA from Centruroides sculpturatus (bark scorpion), 920 nucleotides. Its product is annotated as serine/threonine-protein kinase PrkC-like. Lineage: Eukaryota; Metazoa; Arthropoda; Arachnida; Scorpiones; Buthidae. The transcript has a single exon. Bases 12 to 920 code for a protein of 302 amino acids. The record is from RefSeq and is a predicted model, not a curated record. Gene Ontology annotation, biological process: protein phosphorylation. Gene Ontology annotation, molecular function: ATP binding; protein kinase activity.